Sitophilus oryzae (rice weevil) is the source of this 3824-nucleotide messenger RNA. RefSeq names its product dyslexia-associated protein KIAA0319 homolog. Gene Ontology annotation, cellular component: plasma membrane; cytoplasmic vesicle. The record is from RefSeq and is a predicted model, not a curated record. The transcript has 14 exons. NCBI's taxonomy places the organism in Eukaryota, Metazoa, Arthropoda, Insecta, Coleoptera, Curculionidae. The coding region runs from base 336 to 3218 and encodes 960 amino acids.
UCUGUCCUUGGUCCUUGUCAAUUUGACAAAUCAAAUCGACCAAAUUUAUAAAAGGGCUCUGAAAAAGGGUGGCUAACAUAGGUGGCUAAUCUAAUGAGUUUAUUUGCUAAUUCUUUGAUUAGUGUAACAUUUAAAAGUUGGACCAGAGCUUAGACUGAUAAAGAUAACAGUAAUUUUCCUCUGAACGCAAGUUGUAAACACCCACAUAACUGCUGAUACGAUUGUUUUACGUUAUCAUGUGGAAUAUAUUUUAAUGUACAGAAACGAACAUUUAAGUUCAAUUAAGAAUAUUUACUUGAUUUUUUCUCAUCCUGCUGGUAUAUAUUAAGGCAAUAAUGUUCAUUUAUUAUUUGGUUACUAUUCUAAGUUCCCUCAGUGCUAUUCAUUCAUUUCCUGCAAACUCUGUUAAGUCGGAUUGCCCAAAACUUUAUCCUAAAUUAUUUAAGGGUUAUGUCCCAAGAGGAAACAUAUCUGCAGGGGUUUACGAAGAGAUAACAGACGUUCGUAGUUUAAAGCCUUGUGUACUUAAAUGUUGUGUAAAACCUUUAUGCCAUGUUGCAUUUUUGACCGAUGAUAAAUGUUACCAUAUAAAUUGCAAUAGUAAUGAAUUGUGUAUACCUACUUUGAACACUAAUCCAGAAACUAUAGACCAUGUUCAAAUGGUUCUUGUAAAACCUACAGAUGAUGACAGCUGGAGUUAUGUUCUUGAAUCGCAAGAUUCAGUUAGGGAUAGAGAGAUGUACAAUAUAUUAACUGAUAGAACCAGAUUUGAAAAUGCAUAUAAAAAUCUUGAAAGUGAUUUAUUUGAUAAUUUUGCAUAUGAUAUAAGUUGUGAAGUUGGUGUAGAUAACUCAUGUCCAUUACCUGAUGAGAUAUGUGUUCAAAAACGAGAACAAUCAAGAAGUGGUGUUUGUGAAUGCAAACCUGGAUAUAUUCGACAAGAAGAUGGUCUCUGUGUGUUGGAAGAUUUAAAAGAUGGACUACAAGAUAUCAUAACAGAACGAAUUUUAGACAUAACUAAUAAGUCAGCACCAGUUACUCGAAAACAUUUAACAGUAUUGGUUGAAUCUAAGGAGGUAAAACUGCCAGAAGAUGAAGUGACUCUAGUUGCGAAAACUCUUCAAGAAGAGGAUGCUGAAAAUAAAUAUCAAUAUGAAUGGACUUCUUUACACCAACCAGAUGGCAGUACAGCUGUCAAACAUCAAAGUGAAGCACAGUUGCAUCUAGAAAAACUCUCAGAAGGCACAUAUGAAUUUAAGGUUAGUGUUUCUACACCAACGGCUUAUGGAGAAAAUUUUGUAAAUGUAACAGUUUUACCUGAAGCGCGUAUAAAUGAGCCUCCACAAAUUGUUAUUACUCCAGCCAACCAGACCAUAAAACAGCCUAAUGCUGCAGCUGUUUUGGAUGCUUCGUCUAGUAAAGAUGAUGAUGGUAUUAUUUCAUGGCAUUGGGAUCUUCAAGAGGGCCCAUUAGGUUAUGGGCCCCAAUUGAAGGAAAGUCCCACGUUACAAUUAAACGAUUUGACUAUACCAGGGAACUACACUUUUAAGUUGACUGUUACUGAUACAGAUAAAGCUAGCAGUACUGGGGUAGCUAAUAUUACUGUUCUUGCUGGAACAGAUUACCCUCCAGAAGCUAAUGCAGGUGAAGAUAAAAUUAUAUACCUGCCGCACAAUAACAUUACUUUGAAUGGUAGUUUGAGUAUUGAUGAUCAUGCUAUUAAAACUUGGGAAUGGACUAAGUCAGCUGAUGAUGCGCAAAAAACCGUCGAUAUGCAGAAUACUAGAACGCCAUAUUUGCAGCUAUCAAACUUGCAAGAAGGCAUGUAUACAUUUACCUUGAAAGUUACUGAUAGUGCCAACCAGUCCAGUACUGCAGAAGUUCAUGUUUUUGUAAAACCACCAACUAAUAAACCACCUAUAGCAGAAGCAGGAGAAAAUGUUACAAUAAGUUUACCUCAAACUUGGGCAGUUGUUGAUGCAUCUAAUAGUACAGACGAUAAUAAAAUAAUAAAAUUCAAUUGGGAGCAAGUAGAAGGUCCUUCUACUGUAACUUUUGUCAAUGCAAACAUGAGUAAGACAAACGUGACAGGGCUUACUAAAGGAACGUAUACUUUGAAGAUCAGUGUCACUGAUGAUAACAAUAAUGUUGCCAAUGACAUUGUCUAUGUCAUAGUUAACCAAAAUCAAAAUGAAAAACCUACCGCCGAUGCAGGCCCAGAUAUCACUGUAGAACUGCCAUUAAAUGGAUUAACAAUAAACGGUUCUAACUCGAAAGACGAUUGGGAAAUUGUAAAAUGGCAAUGGACAAGAGACGAUAAAUCAUUGGCAGUUGGAAAAAUCGUUGAGCAUUCAGAUGAAUCUCCUAUACUAGUAGUGACAGAUGUUUCUGUUGGCACAUACAUAUUCAACUUAACAGUGUAUGAUCAACAAGGCCUAAGUGACAUGGAUACUGUCACUGUCAUUGUAAAAAAUGAUCCAAAAUUAUUUUAUUUGGUGGACUUGACAGUUAAUGUGGACGCUAAAUAUUUGACGGAAGCUCAGUAUAACAUUUUGAAAGCUAAAUUAACACUUCUUGUUACUGAUGGCUGUAAGCUUCAGGUUAGGAAUGUGGAACCUGAAGCUGGUAGUGGAAAGGUGAAACUGACGUUUUAUCUGGACGAUGUCACUGGUGUUCCAGUCUCGGCCAAUACUGUGGUGAAGAAUUUAAGAAGAAAGCUUCAAGUGGACGCAAGUCUUCUUGGAUUUUCUGUAUCGAAAUUGCAAACCGCGAUUUGCCAGAACAACUGUUCUGGACAUGGAGUGUGCAAUGAAGUGACCAGAGAAUGCGAAUGUGACGUAUUCUGGAUGCAUGAUCUUUUUAAACAGUAUAUACUAUCAGAUGGAGAAUCUGAUUGCAGCUGGAGCAUUCUUUAUGUCGUUUUGGGGAUGAUAUGCGGCGCUCUUUCAUUUUUGGGUGCAACUUGGGCAUUAGUAUAUCUGUGUUACCGCUGGUGCCAUAGCAGACACGACAAAGUCAAGCCCACCAAUUACAAGCUUCUUGAAGAUACAGAUGAUAUUCCACCAUUUUCAAGAAAAAGUAACUUAUCUGACAGCGAUACCGAUUCAGACGUAGUUUUCGAAACUCGUCAAAAGCCUCCACGUUAUUCCGACUCUAGGAAUGGUCACAAGUCCAGUAGAAAUGGAUUUAACAAAAUGUCCAGGAGAGUUAAAACGUAAACCUACUAUUUAUGUUAUAUGCACAAAUUGUGAUACCCUAUUUCCAAAUGAAUAAGUGUUAUGUGUAGGCUUAUGUAUUAUGUAUAUUCCGUUUCAUUGAAAAAUGACUGGUCGUUUUUUAAUCAAAUUAUUUAGCAUUUUAGAUUCGAUACUUUACCAAUUUGAUUGGAUAGUGAUAUUUAUCCUAACUUUAGGACGUGUAGUGUUAUACAUAAUAGUCCAUUUCAAAUAUAAUGUUUUUCUUAAAAUAAUUUUAUUAUGUGACAUAGUCGUCCAAAAAAGAACUAAUGAUUAACUGGAAAAGUGAGUUUGGCUCCUUAUUUUUUUAACUAUUAUCAGUUUUAGUAAAAUUAUUUUUUCUAUAUGCAUAUUUUCUGUAUCUAUAUGAAUUAUAUGUCAUAAUAAAAAUUCAGAGAAGUUUAUAUAGGCUCUUUCAGAAUUCAGAACUCGGUGCAUACAAGGCAAGGGCUAUUUUUUGGAAGUAACGAAUGAGUCAUCAGCGACAAUUUUAGUGAUUUUUAAUAGUUUAUUGGAUGUAGUGACCGUUGUAUAAAUUUUAUUACAAUGGUAAUUUGUUCAGCUUCCAAGUGUAAAAGGGGCAAUGAA